CUGACGCGGAAGGGAGCGGAGCCGGGAAGAGCCAUGGCGGCGGCGGCCUCGGGCUCGGUGUGGUGCUGCCUGCGCUGGGCCUGCUGCGGGGAAGGCGGCGGGGGCCACAUCCCGCUCAAGGAGAUGCUGGCCGUGCAGCUGGACACGCAGCGAAUGGGGACAGACGUUGUCAUCGUCAAGAACGGACGAAGAGUUUGCGGUACGGGAGGCUGCUUAGCCAACGCCCCUCUGCAUCAAAACAAGAGUUACUUUGAGUUUAAAAUCCAGUCUACAGGAAUCUGGGGUGUUGGAGUCGCAACUCAGAAAGUCCACUUGAAUCAAAUCCCUCUUGGGCGUGAUACGAAUAGUUUAGUCCUGAGAAAUGACGGUGCACUUUACUACAACAAUGAAGAAAAGAACAGGUUGCCGGCAAACAGCCUUCCACAGGAGGGCGACGUGGUGGGUAUUACGUAUGACCAUGUAGAACUAAAUGUUUACCUAAAUGGGAAAAAUAUGCACUGUCCGGCGUCAGGAAUCAGAGGAACAGUCUUCCCUGUAGUAUAUGUGGAUGACAGCGCCAUUUUGGAUUGCCAGUUCAGUGACUUUUAUCACACGCCUCCAACAGGGUUUGAAAAGAUCCUCUUUGAGCAACAGAUUUUCUGAAGGUUCCCAUUCAGUGCCCAGCCCUUGCUAUAAGACCCACUCUCUGUUCCCAGAGCACACAUACCUGUAUUGAGUCCAAGUACUUCUUAUUUGUCUGCAAAACAUUACCUGUGUUGCAAAUGCUAGACCUGAUAUUGUUUUGUGAUGUGGACAAUAUUUGUAUUUCAUGUAAAGGGAUAUGGCUGACAGUAUUCACUGACACGGAAGCUCUAAUGUCGCUGUACAAUAAAUAGUUCUUAUACAUAUCAAUAUGUUUCCACAAAACUGGAGGGACUGAAGUCCGUCCUGACAUGUUUCCUAGUAUCUUUGUAUUCUCUGUUCGUAUGUAGUCCGAGAAACUACUCCAGGGCUUUAUGGAUUUCUGGUCUCUUGUACAGAGCUGCUCAUAGUUGGCAAGGUUGGCAGCUAUGAUUUUUAGUUAUUUUUUUAACUGCUGAGAUUCCUAUUUAAUUUAAUUCUGAGAGUUCUUUUCGUUAAGACCAGGGCAAGGUCCUGAAUGUAAAAAGCCGAAGGUCAUCUUGCUGUGUUCUGCUGACAAAAGUUUAAAAAUUGGCAAAUGAGCGCUGCUGGUGGUUAUAAUAAAGCUUUAUUUCUGAACUGAACCAGAUUUUGGCAGAUAGUUUGUGCUUUCUGGAAGACACGUAAUAAAAGU
Gekko japonicus is the source of this 1294-nucleotide messenger RNA. It is a transcript of the gene SPRYD7, whose product is annotated as SPRY domain containing 7. Gene Ontology annotation, molecular function: protein binding. The record is from RefSeq and is a predicted model, not a curated record. Lineage: Eukaryota; Metazoa; Chordata; Lepidosauria; Squamata; Gekkonidae. The transcript has 5 exons. The coding region runs from base 34 to 642 and encodes 202 amino acids.